AUGCGUUUUUCUCUUCUUUUGCUGGCGCCGCUGGUCAGCUUUGGCCUUGCACAGGCUCAAACACCUGAUUCCACUGAACCUGCCACCACCGCAGAAAGCAUCUCAAUUGACCCAACUUCAUCGCCCGUUGAGACCGAAACUGGAACUGCUUCUCCCACAGGCGGAUCUGGAGGAGGAUCUGGAGGAGGAUCAGGCGGAGGCUCUAUGGGCAGAAACUCCUCACAAGGUCCUCCAGAUGUCCAUCUCAAAGUCCCCGAACUUUCCGUCGGCCGUAUUGAGCUCGACGUCGACAAUCUCCACGCAGACAUCAACCUCAACGCCGACAUCGCCAAGCUAGUCCAGCUCAAUGCCGGAAUCCAGCUCGGCAUCGAGAAAGUCAACAUCACCAUCGCCGACGUAGAAGCUGAGCUCGAACUCGUCGUUCGUCUAGGCCAUCUCGUUGAGAUCGUCAACCGCACUCUCUCAUCACUGGAUCUGAACCCCGCUCUGAUCAACCUUCUCGACUCAGUCGGUGACAUCGUGGAAGGUGUCAUUGGUGCGGUAGACGGUCUUCUCGGUAGCAUCACCCAAGGCGACACCAAGUUGAACUUCCUGAUUGACAACCUCGGCAACAUUGUUCAGCAGGUUACCAAAGCUGGCGGUGAUGCUGUUAACUCUAUCAUUGGAGAUUACAAGCAGAAUAUGACGUUUACUGGCGAGGAGAAGUCGCUGAAGAAUGGUCUCACUCAGAAGACAUAUGAGUACGCGGAGCUCAGCGCUUUGGUCAAUAUUGUUUUCAACAAGGCGGGACAAAUUGUGCAGGCUCAAGUUGUUAAGGGUGGGGGCUCUGGUGGUGGUGGUAGUGGUGGUGGUUCUAGCGGUACUGCCACUCCCACUGGUACUGCUCCUCAGACAGCUUCGGCUACAGGAACUUCUGCUGCUGGUGAGGCCACGACUGCUUCAUCGACCUAA
This is a messenger RNA of Fusarium coffeatum, 951 nucleotides long. RefSeq lists its product as uncharacterized. Lineage: Eukaryota; Fungi; Ascomycota; Sordariomycetes; Hypocreales; Nectriaceae. The coding region runs from base 1 to 951 and encodes 316 amino acids. The transcript has a single exon. The record is from RefSeq and is a predicted model, not a curated record.